Messenger RNA from Dromiciops gliroides (monito del monte), 3789 nucleotides. RefSeq names its product ankyrin repeat domain 24 (gene ANKRD24). NCBI's taxonomy places the organism in Eukaryota, Metazoa, Chordata, Mammalia, Microbiotheria, Microbiotheriidae. The transcript is spliced from 20 exons. The record is from RefSeq and is a predicted model, not a curated record. The coding region runs from base 156 to 3389 and encodes 1077 amino acids. Gene Ontology annotation, molecular function: actin binding.
GCGAGGAGGGGCGGGAGAAGCAAGAGGAGGAGCAAGGGGUGGAGGGUCCCUGGGGAUGAGGCUGGCCGGGCUCCUGUCCCGUAUUCGGGCAGCACCGCCCCAAGCCCUGGGUCCCAAGCCCUGGGCCCCCAGGCUUCUCCAGCCCCAAGCCCCGAAUGGCCGCAGCCCCGGAGCUCGCCUUGGACGUGAUGAAGCAGAUCUGUCUCUGCGCCACCGCCUCCUUCUCGCUAUGGCUGAGCCCAGCCGACCUCGGCACCUGCCCCCCCUGUGGCCGAUGCCUGAUCCCGAGGCCCACAGCGAGAGGCUGGCACCAGAGCCAGGACUGGGGAAGGAGUGAUGAGAAGCUGAUGCAGGCUGUGGAGAGUAACGACGCCACUCGAGUCUCUGCCCUGAUUGCCCGAAAAGGGCUGGUUCCUACCAAGCUGGAUCCGGAGGGCAAGUCCUCGUUCCAUUUGGCUGCGAUGCGAGGGGCAGCAGCCUGCCUGGAAGUGAUGCUGGCCCACGGUGCCAACGUCAUGAGCACGGAUGGCUCUGGUUACAACGCCCUCCACCUGGCAGCAAAGUAUGGACAACCUCAAUGUUUGAAACAACUGCUGCAGGCAUCCUGUGUGGUGGACACCGUGGACAACAGUGGCUGGACAGCACUCCAUCAUGCGGCUGCUGGCGGCUGCCUGGCCUGCUCCGAAUUGCUUUGCUCCUUCAAGGCCCAUCUGAACCCCCGAGAUCGGUCAGGUGCAACGCCCCUUAUCCUGGCAGCACAGAUGUGUCACCCAGAGCUGUGCCGUCUCCUCCUGCAGCAAGGAGCUUCUGUGAAUGAUCGGGAUCAACAGGGUAGGACAGCUCUGAUGUUGGCAUGUGAGGCGGCCAGUCCAGAAACAGUGGAAGUGCUGCUACAAGGAGGUGCUCGGCCUGGGCUCACAGAUGCCUUGGGCCAGGAUGCUGCGCAUUAUGGAGCUAUAACAGGGGAUGCCCUGAUCCUGCACCUCCUACAGGAAGCCUUACAAAACCAGGUUCUGACCAGUGAAGAGGAGUCAGCAGAAGUGUCUUCUCAGACAUCUCAGUCCAGUCGGGAAAGGGCAGCAGCCCCCAAGAAGAGGAAAGCCCCUCCCCCUCCGGCUAGCAUCCCUGUCCCGGAUGACAGGGAGGCUUAUGAGGAGAUUGUACGGCUCAGACAGGAGCGGGGUCAGCUUCUCCAGAAGAUCCGAGGCCUGGAACAGCGGAAAGAGAAGAAGAGGCAGGAGCACCAGGAGGCUGAAGACAGCUCUCUGCAGAGCCUGGAGAGACAGGUACAGGAGCUGCAGCAGCUGCUGGCAGAGAAACAGGAAGAGAAGGAGAGUCUGGGCCGUGAGGUGGAGAGUCUGCAGAGCCGCCUGUCCCUUCUGGAGAAUGACAAGGAGAACACCAGCUAUGACGUGGCCACACUGCAGGAUGAAGAGGGGGAACUGCUGGACUACCCAGGGGUCGAUGGGCUGCUGUCCAAGGGGCUGAGCCCUGCUGCCCAGGAAUUGCUAGCCUCCCUACAGGACCAGGUGGCAUCACUUACUAAACAAAACCAGGAAUUGAUGGAAAAGGUCCAGGUCCUGGAGAACUUCGAGAAAGACCAGAUGGAGCUGGAGACGUCGGCUGACUUUAUUCCCGUCCUUCUCUAUGACACCCUGAAGGCCGAGCUGGAGCAGGUGCGGAGGCAGCACGAAGAGGCCCUGCGAGCUCUGGAGCAGCAGCGGGGAGCUGAAGAGGCGGCCCCGGGUGCACUGGUGAAGGAGGGGGAAGAGAAGGUGAAGGAGAAGGACAAGGAUGAAAUGGACGUCGAGAAAGACAGGGGGAAAGGGAGCGUGAAGGAGGAAAAAAGAGAUGAGCCCGAAGCUAAGGAGGCAGGCAAAAAUGAGAAUGGAGUGAAUGGGACGGAGGAGGAGGACAAGGACGCGAUAGAAGUGAAGGAGAAUGAGAAAGGGGCCGGGGAAGCAGCAGGAGGCGGGGAGGACCCGGAUGGAGCGGCAGCCACUCGGGCUGAUCCAGAGGAGCCCGAGCCUCCGGGGCCUGCGGCUGAUGAGACGCCCAAGGCCAGCCCGGCCGAGGCUUCCGAGCAGCUACAGGAGGAGCUGGAAUCCCGAAUCCGGGCCCUGGAGGAGACCCUGCGGCAACGGGAGCGGGAGGCGGCAGCGGAGCUCGAGGCGGCCCGCGGAAAGUGCGAGGCCGCUGAAGCCGAGGCUGGCCGCCUUCGAGAGCGGGUGCGGGAGGCCGAGGAGGGUUCGGCCAAUGGCGGCGGGGGUGGAGGCGGGGGCGGCGGGGGCAGCGGAGGCGGAGACUCGGCGCAGCUGAGGGCGGCCCUGGAGCAGGCCCGCGAAGACCUCAGGGACCGCGACGAACGGCUCCGAAAGCUGGAAGCCCGAGCGGAGGAGGCCGCGGCCCUGGAGGCGGAGAGGGACCAGCUGCGGGCCCAGAUGGAGACGGCCCGAGGGGAGCGGCAGCGCCUGGAAGCGGAGGCCCGGGAGCUGCGGGAGGCACUGGCGCGUGGGGCUCGCAAGCAGCGGGAGGCCGAGGUGCAGCUGGAGGGCCUGCGCGAGCAGCUGGCCUCCACGUGCGUGCCCCGCCGCCAGCACCUGGACACCGUGGAGGAGCUAGGCCGCGCGCGGGAGGCGGCCGAGAACCGGGCGCACGAGCUGGAGAGCGUGUGCGAGGAGGCCCGGCGGGGAUUGGCCGAGCUGCGCGAGGCUUCCGAGGUGGCGGCCGCCGAGCUCCGCGCCAGGGCGCAGGAGCUGGAGCAGGAACUCGUGGUCAAGGGCAAGGAGGCGGCCCGGCUGCAGGCAGAGCUGGAGCGCGAGCGGGCGGGGAGCGUGGCGCGCUCUGAGCACGAGCGCGUGGCGGGCGCCCUGCGCGCCGAGGCUGAGCAGCUGGCGGCGCGCCUGGACGAGCUGGGCCGGCGGCACGAGAAGACGAGCGCCGAGGUGUUCCAGGUGCAGCGCGAGGCGCUCUUCAUGAAGAGCGAGCGGCACGCGGCCGAAGCGCAGCUGGCCACCGCCGAGCAGCAGCUGCGCGGCCUCCGUGCUGAGGUAGAGCGCGCGCGCCAGGCUCAGGGCCGAGCGCAGGAGGCCAUGGACAAGGCCAAGGAGAAGGACAGGAAGAUCACAGAGCUGUCCAAAGAAGUCUUUAGCCUCAAGGAGGCCCUCAAGGGCCAGGCUGUUGCCCCUUCACCAGAGGUGGCCACCCUCCAGGGGCAGGUGAAGACACUGCGACAGCAGCUGGAGGACACACAGAGAUGUCACAGCACCGUGGUGGCCUUGUAUCGAAGCCACUUGCUUUAUGCCAUCCAGGGUCAGAUGGAUGAAGAUGUCCAGCGAAUCUUGAAUCAGAUUUUACAGAUGCAGCGACUCCAGGCACAGGGCCGAUGAGAGGAUGUGGGCCCUGGCCUUGCCCUCCUGACGCUGGCACUACCCAGGGUCCACCUUCUGGACCCUGGCACCAUUCCAGGGCCGCUAUCCAAACACAGGCAUACCCUUUGGCCCCUAACGAUGCCCGAGGCACACCCAGUAGAGCCUGGCACCACCCCAGGACAACCUCCAAACCAGAUGAAGUCUCUGGACUUUGGGGCCCCCCUUUGCCUUUACAGAUCAUCCCACAAAUGCCCCCUUUUCCCAAGCUAUCUGAACACACACAUCGAAGGGGGCGGUAGGGAGGGAUCAAGAUAGUGGCAUAUGGCCUCCAGAGCUCUGAGAGCCUUCGAUGGUCUUGCAGCCUAUGGCCUCCCCAUCCCCACACGCACCAAUAAACAUUUAUAUUCACAAUGUGGAA